GGAAGAAACCAGACAGUGUACAUCUGGUGAAAGAUUACCAUGACUGUUCCUUCAGUAUUGUAUUUACUAGCCUUCUUAGGACUGCAAGCAAGCUCAGCUACCCUGAAAAGAGAAAACAUCACUGUACUCGAAGGGGAAUCGAUAGUUCUCAAUUGUACAAUGGAUAGAAUUGAGAAUUCAUCUAUUGAGUGGUCAAAUCCAAAGUGGCACGUUAUAUACUUUAACGAUAUCCGAGGCAUAAGGGACAGAAGAUACAAUUUAGUGCAUUACUCAGAAGCAAAAUUAUUUGUCACACUGCUGAAUACGACAGUGGAAGAUGAUGGCGUGUAUACCUGUUCAUAUUAUAACCAUCCAACAGUAUCCAAAGAAGUACAUCUCACUGUUUUGGCACCACCAUCUCCUCCUGUACUGAACAUUACCACACGUUUAGUGAAGGGAAAAGAGGAGAAGGUGGUUAGUUGCAUUACCACUGGAAGCAAGCCAAAGCCUCAAAUAACCUGGCUCUUGAACAACAGAAUGGAGUUGCGUGGACACACAAAAUAUAAUCCAGAAAAUAAAGGGACAAAGUUUACAACAACCAGUACAUUGAAUAUCAAAGCGCAUGAUCAGGAAUCCAGAGUUGAUUGUUUGGUUCGUCAUGAAAGCCUAAUGAACAACGUUCUUCGGGUAACCUACAGAUUUGAUAAUAAUUAUAAUUCUCUUGGACUAACUGAAACAUACAGUCAAACUACAAACAAUGAUUUCCUCACAUCAACAGAAGAUUCAAUGCUGCUUACAAAUGAAACAGAAUCCAAUCUAAACUCAACAUUCAGCACAGAAGUAUUGUUAACAACAACAGGACAAAGCACCUUCCAGAUUAUAGAAGAGUCGUCCACUUCAGUAAGUGAGAUCGAAUCAAGCCUAACCUCAACACCCAGCAUGGAAAUAUCUCUCACAGAAAUUCAACAGAACACCUCCAAGGAUAAAGCAGAGUUAUUCAAUUCAAUUUAUGGCAAUCCCCACAAUGCAAGUGAAAACUAUACAGAGGCAAAUGAAUGGACUAUCAACUCUACAACUGUACAGAAUUUAACAAAGAAUUCACCAUUAGAACAAGGAAACCCAAAUGCCACAGCAAAAUGUGAAAAUAAUCAAAUCAUGGAAAAUAAUGGAAAAACAGAGAAACUACGAAUGAAACAGAGUAGUGCCCUUUUACUGAUACUCGUAGCUUUCCUAAUCUGUGGUUUACUUAUAGUAUUCCAACUGUUUGUGCUAAAAAUAAGGAAGGAGCAUUUAAAAUGGAGGAAACAAAAUGAUGACUCCGACUUAACGGUGGAAAGUAACAAAUCAAACAGAUCAAGUAAUGAAGAAAAUGUUCGACAUGAAAAUAAUAGUCGAGAGCCAAAUUUUGCAAAGCAUUACACAAUUCAAAUACAUUCAGAGGAACAAAUGAAGCAAUAUACGAACAGCAUCACUGAAGAUCAAAUAAAUACGCUGGACAAGGAGAGCACAGUAUAAGUUGUUAUAACAACAGCACUUAUUUGCAUUUGAUUUUAAUGCAAACUUGUCUUGAUUUUUUUUUUGAACAAAGUUUUACAGAACAGUUGCCUUUAUUGCACUUUCUUCCAGAUGUACGAUGGGAGAAAUUAUAACCUAUGUAGAAUAUUUUAUAACAGUUUACCAAAUGUGAAUCAUCUCCUUUCAAGUUUUGUUUCCAAACUGAAAAAUGUGAAGAUUUUAGAAUUUUUGUUAAUGUACUUAAC
This is a messenger RNA of Stegostoma tigrinum, 1739 nucleotides long. RefSeq names its product cytotoxic and regulatory T-cell molecule. Gene Ontology annotation, biological process: positive regulation of natural killer cell mediated cytotoxicity directed against tumor cell target; detection of tumor cell; cell recognition. Gene Ontology annotation, molecular function: signaling receptor binding. The record is from RefSeq and is a predicted model, not a curated record. NCBI's taxonomy places the organism in Eukaryota, Metazoa, Chordata, Chondrichthyes, Orectolobiformes, Stegostomatidae. Gene Ontology annotation, cellular component: plasma membrane. The coding region runs from base 40 to 1494 and encodes 484 amino acids. The transcript has 14 exons.